Pecten maximus is the source of this 2493-nucleotide messenger RNA. RefSeq lists its product as uncharacterized. Bases 38 to 1483 code for a protein of 481 amino acids. Gene Ontology annotation, molecular function: protein binding. Gene Ontology annotation, biological process: regulation of DNA-templated transcription. The transcript has 4 exons. Gene Ontology annotation, cellular component: nucleus. NCBI's taxonomy places the organism in Eukaryota, Metazoa, Mollusca, Bivalvia, Pectinida, Pectinidae. The record is from RefSeq and is a predicted model, not a curated record.
ACAAUAUGUUUUUAUUGUUACAGACGACGUAUCUAUAAUGGGAGUAAUAACUGUAUGUGAUAUCGACUAUGGCCGGAUAUUCGGACCAUUUCCGGUGCAGGUGGCGCUGAUGGAUCCAACCUAUGUGAUUGGCAUGCUCACACAGGACACACGUCACGACUCUCCCUCCAUCGAGGUGGAUCCUGACGCCAGUAGCGGCCUGGCACGUGCUGAUGGCUGGUUAGCGUACAUCCAGCCCGCCCGUGAGGAGGAGGAGCAGAAUGUGGAGGCCUAUAUGAAGAAUGGCCAGGUAUUCUAUCGGACACUAAGGAUAAUCAAGGCAAGAGAGGAACUCCUGGUCUGGUAUAGUAAGGACUUCUGUCAGCUGAUCGGCAUUCCGGACGUCAGGAGAAGUACCAUUCAGGAAAAGGUGAGUUACAUAUGCCAGUUUUGUGGAGAGAAAUUCCAAUACGUAUUUCCACUGAGAGCACAUAUGCGAUUCAAAUGCGAAAACAAGAGGAGGGAGAGUCGAGCAAUAUACGGAAGCGUCCACAAUCAGGAAAUCAAGUGUGACACCAAGUUAUGUAAGGUGUCAAACAGUGAUAGACUUUCCAGUGACACAUAUCACAUCGACCACACAAACGAGAACAUGCUCGUGGGCCGCAAAAGACCUGCAAUCGAGACAGACGACAAUGUAAACAUUAAACUAAAAAGUUAUGAAAAUGGUGAAAACCAUUCUCCGCCGCUCCGGAACAAAAAAUCACCCGAGAAAGACUACAACGCUAACAUUAGCGUAGAUGUUGUUCAGGAAGGGAACUCAAGUAAUCUAAGUGCGUUUAGGAAAGUAGAGAGAUCUCUUUCUCCACAAAAUAGUGUUUCUUCUUCUUCAUUGAUAAAUGUUUCUAACUGUGAGAUCAGACGGAAUGGACAUUUGCAUAGUAGCAUAGAGAGCAGACCAGUGUCGUCUUCCAAAGACUUUGUUUUACCGUCAAGUUUAGCGACAUCAGUGCUGCCGACGUCUCCAUUAAUGGGAUCGUCGUCAAUUCCGGCAAACGUCCUUGACCCUCAGCUGAGAGCAUCAAUGAUGGAAGCGUAUAGAUUUGCUUUUCCUCAGCAAUAUAAUGGGACGCAAGAAUCCAUAAUGAGAAGUUUACAUGGAAUCGGAGGUGACCCAUCAAAACAUUAUGGGUUUCCUGAUAAACUUAAUACUGACAUAUCAUAUAUGAAAAGCACCAACCCUAUGGUGGAGCGAAUCUUAACUAAUCCCAACACCCCCGCCAUGUUACCACCGGCAGGCAUUGUUGCCCAUAUUUCAAAUUGGUGUGCGAAAUGUAACGCUUCCUUCAGAAUGACAAGCGAUCUGGUAUAUCAUAUGCGAUCUCAUCACAAACGGGAGUUUGAUCCUGUGAAAAAGAAAAGAGAUGACAAACUAAAGUGUAACAUUUGUCACGAGACGUUCCGCGAAAGACAUCACCUAACGAGGCAUAUGACGUCACAUGCCUAAAUUAAACUUUCAGUGGAAAUUUCAAUAAUAUAUUCAAGACUGUCAUAAAAUGUGUGAUGUUAGAAUGGACAAAGGCAAACCAUUGAUAUUUCAUUGUCAUAUUUAUACAUAUUCUAUAUAAUAAUUUAUAUCAACCGUUUACAAAAUAUUCGACAGACAGUAGUCCCGGGUAUUAUAUUUCACUUGAUAUAUAAUAGUCCCGGAUAUUAUAUUUCACUUGAUAUAUAAUAGUCCCGGGUAUUAUAUUUCACUUGAUAUAUGAUUGUCCCGGGUAUUAUAGUUCACUUGGUAUAUAAUAGUUCUGGGUAUUAUAUUUCACUUGAUAUAUGAUAGUCCCGGGUAUUAUAGUUCACUUGGUAUAUAAUAGUCCUGGGUAUUAUAUUUCAAUUGAUAUAUAAUAGUCCCGGAUAUUAUAUUUCACUUGAUAUAUAGUAGUCCCGGGUAUUAUAUUUCACUUGAUAUAUGAUAGUCCUGGGUAUUAUAUUUCACUUGAUAUAUAAUAGUCCCGGGUAUUAUAUUUCACUUGAUAUAUUAUAGUCCCGGGUAUUAUAUUUCACUUGAUAUAUAAUAGUCCUGGGUAUUAUAUUUCACUUGAUACAUGUAUAUAAUAGUCCCGGGUAUUAUAUUUCACUUGGUAUAUGAUUGUCCCGGGUAUUAUGUUUCACUUGGUAUAUGAUUGUCCCGGGUAUUAUGAUUCACUUGGUAUAUGAUUGUCCCGGGUAUUAUGUUUCACUUGGUAUAUGAUUGUCCCGGGUAUUAUGUUUCACUUGGUAUAUAAUUGUCCCGCAUAUUAUGUUUUACGGGAUAUAUAACAGUCCGGGGUAUUAUAUUUCACUUGAUACAUUUAUAUAAUACUCCGGGGUUUUAUAUCAUAUUUCACUUGGUAUAUGAUAGUCCCGGGUAUUAUAUUUCACUUGAUAUAUAAUAGUCCUGGGUAUUAUGUUUUACGGGGUUUAUAAUAGUCCCGGGUUUUAUAUUAUAUUUCACUUGAUACAUGUAUAUAUUAUAGU